UCUUUAUGCAUAGACAGAAUGAUUGAUAAAAGAAAAAGUUUUUAUAAAGUCAUACAGAGCAGAGAAUUCGUCUGUAAUUAACUGCGGGUAGUCGGGAAAAUAAGAUUCUACAUGGAUUUUUCUAGUGUCAAUAGAUUCAACGGUUUGGUUAAUUUUGUCUGUGGAAAUUUGUUACCGUUGACAGACGACGCUACGAAAUUUUCUAAAGCUCAGAAACUUUACUCGGCUUUCACCUGGAUCCUUGAAUUCACUUAUUUUCUCGUUACGACUUUUGGAAUUUUUUUUACCACUAACCAACGCAUUUUUCAAGACACUACCGUCAACCAGGCUGUAGUUAUUGAGAUUCUUAUUUUGGGUUUUUAUAUGAACUUACGACGGGGUUUGAUUUAUCGAUUGAUUGGCCAGAUGAACAGCGUUUUAAUCAAUGUCGAAACCUUAAAGGAAUGUGUGGAGAAGACUGUGAAACCUUUGCAGAGACCCUUGAAGCUCUACACGAUAUUCGCUACUGUGACAGUAGUUUUGUUUUGCGGUUCGCCAAUCUACAAAGUGUUUAAGAAGGAUCAAUUUAGCUACAACGACUUUCGUAUACCUGCUUAUAUACCUGGUGAACCUUAUUCGACUGGAUUAUUUAUUGCUGGCAUUCUUUUCGAGACACUGGGUGGAUUCUAUACAAUUUUGAAAAAAGCUAGUAUCGAUAUUUACUUGAUACACGUCAUUACCCUUCUUACUGCUCAGUACAAGUAUUUAAGUUUGGAACUAAUUAAUAUAAUUAAUGGAAAGAACGAAAAUAUUAAUAAAAGUGAUCUCGAAUCGUUGGACAAUGAGAGAAAUGAAAAAAUCGAAAAGACUGUACAGAUUGAAUUAAAAAAGUGGAUUCGACAUCGUGAAGUUGUGAUGGAAAUUGGAAAAAUCCUGAAGAAUUUACUGGUCUUGAAUGUCGUCUACGUCUACCUGAAUUGCAUAUUUCGUUUCUGUUUUUUGGGAUUUUUACUGAUUUCGAGUUCUGGUGAUUAUUUUAUACAAGCUUUGGUAUGUUCGUACACUGUCGUUUGCUUGAUGCAGGUAUACGUGUUAUGCUUUUGCGCUCAAAAUUUAUUGGACUCGAGUACAGCCAUGACGCACGAUGCCUUCUACGAAAAAUGGUACGCUUACGGUCCAUCGACUAAACGUAUCUUCUCAAUGAUAUUGAUCUCGAAUAAAAUGGAAUGUCGCCUCUCCAUGUGUGGAGUCGUUGACUUGACUCUGCCAACCUUCAUGGCGAUACUGAAGAAUUCUUACUCAGCUUGCUUGUUCUUACUGAAGGUGAAGUAAAAGGAAGAAGAAUAAAAAAAUAUUAAUCCAGCAUCCGAUUCCAUGAGAGGACUUUGACAGUUGAUGAAAAUAAAAAAAAAAAAGACAGUGAACAAGAGAUAAAUAACAAGUAUCCAUGUAGUGCAUUAUUGCGGAUACAAAGUACAUAAUAUGUUGUGAUAAAAUUUUUCAAAAUUUCAGACGUCAUUUGCUUUUCACUUUUCAUGUUACCUUUCGUCUUGAAUGGUCUCGAUGGUUUGGAGUAUCCUCUGGAUCCAUUACUGUUGAUUGCAGCCACACGAAACUGAUACCAAUGACCCAUUCUGAGUCCAUCACGCAAAGUAGCGUGAGGCUUCCUGGACACGUGUCUGACGGACCAGGAACUCAAUCUGGAUUCGAAAUAUCUGGGUCCCAGUAGAUGACGUUCCUCGACCAGAUACCUGACACCGGCGUCUUCAUUGUUUGCGCCUCUGACAGCAGAAUGAGGACUUCGCCAGCUGAGCAGUACCUGAUUAGUUUUUUGCUGAAGGAUCUGAACACUCUCCGGUAUAGCCGGAAGGUCUGAAAGAAGAUAAAAAUGAAGAUUUUAUGGGACUUUACGAUCUUGCAUACUGCUACGGAACCCCAUAAUAUACAGCAAUUUGCAUUCCCAAUCAGUUCUCCAAGAGAAUCCAUUUUCGUUAACGAUUAUUGCAUAUAUAUAUUCCUGGAUGCAUACAAGUGAUACCGCAAUCAUGUGUGCAACACUUGGCCAUAUCAGGACAAUGCGAAUCCCCGGUGCAGGCAUCUAAGCAAGCGGCUUCGAAAGACGACAUGGAAUUCUGUUCAGGGCACAAUCCAGGCUUCGUGUAAUUGGAGGUCAAGCAAAUCCCCAUGCACUAUAACAGCAUAAUAAAAAGAAGAGCAAAAAAGUA
Cephus cinctus (wheat stem sawfly) is the source of this 2204-nucleotide messenger RNA. RefSeq names its product odorant receptor 67c-like. Lineage: Eukaryota; Metazoa; Arthropoda; Insecta; Hymenoptera; Cephidae. Gene Ontology annotation, biological process: detection of chemical stimulus involved in sensory perception of smell; sensory perception of smell. Gene Ontology annotation, molecular function: olfactory receptor activity; odorant binding. The transcript has 6 exons. The record is from RefSeq and is a predicted model, not a curated record. Gene Ontology annotation, cellular component: plasma membrane. Bases 112 to 1311 code for a protein of 399 amino acids.